Messenger RNA from Gongylonema pulchrum, 393 nucleotides. NCBI's taxonomy places the organism in Eukaryota, Metazoa, Nematoda, Chromadorea, Rhabditida, Gongylonematidae. The record is from the annotation of a GenBank genome assembly.
AUGUGUGCGGAGGGAUUCGCAAUAAGUGUGGACGGCAAGCAAUGGGUGUUACGAGCGCUGUUUGAAGGUGCUGUUGUUGAUUUCGAGGCUUUACGAAAUCUGUUCCAAAUGGCGGGUUGGUCCGGUUAUUACGGUUGCCCAAAAUGUUAUGCUCGUGGUGGCGGUCCUCUUCAGUGGACAACAAAAUCGUCUGAUAGUAAACCGCGGGACGAGACGCAGGUCGCAAAUGAAGCACGUAAUGCCGACAUGGGAUUUCGAGGUUACUCUCCACUGCUGCAGCUGUUUUUACCUACUCGAUGCCACAUAGAUGGUUUGCAUGUGUGCUCUGAAGGAGUGUUCAAGCAUUUGCUGACAGGUAUGGUAGCGGCAGUACUUUGUUUGACUUAUAUCUAG